AUGCGCUCGGUUCUGAGGCCCUUUCUGGGUGCCAUUGCGCAUAGAUCUUUUGUGUCUGUCCCGGCUCGGCAUGCGGGUUUCCUCGGACAAAGCAAACGCGUCUGCGUGCCCCAGCGAUGGUUUUCCUCUUCCAAGCAGUUCGCAGAAGCCUCGGAGUCACCCGUCGAGCUUGCAUCCACUCCAUACUCCGCAUUGACCGUCGGUGUUCCUCUGGAGAUAUAUCCGGGGGAACGUCGGGUCGCUAUCACCCCACAGAAUGUGGCUCUCUUGCUGAAGAAGGGAGUCUCGCGCGUCCUUAUUGAGCGUGGUGCAGGCGAGGGUGCUCAACUGCUAGACCAUGCCUACGAACAAGCCGGCGCGACAAUGGUCGACCGAGAUGCUAUCUGGUCUCAGAGUGAUAUUGUCUUGAAGGUCCGCAGUCCGCAGUCCGAAGGACCCUUCAAUGAGAUCCAGGCUCUGCGCAAAGGUUCAACUAUCAUCUCCUUCGUCUAUCCCCUCCAGAACAAGCCCCUCGUCGAAGCGUUCGCGGCUCGUGGUGUUACCUCUUUCGCCAUGGAUCGCGUCCCCCGGAUUUCCCGUGCACAGGUGUUCGAUGCCCUCAGCUCCAUGGCCAACAUUGCUGGAUACAAGGCAGUGCUGGAGGCGUCUAAUCACUUCGGUCGUUUCUUAACUGGUCAGGUCACUGCUGCUGGAAAGAUUCCCCCCAGCAAGGUUCUCGUCAUUGGUGCCGGCGUAGCUGGUUUAAGUGCAAUUGCUUCCGCGCGCCGUAUGGGUGCUAUCGUUCGUGGUUUUGAUACUCGCCCUGCCGUCCGUGAGCAAGUUCAAUCUCUGGGUGCUGAAUUCAUCGAGGUGGAUUUCCAAGAAGAUGGUGCUGGUCAGGGCGGCUAUGCCAAGGAAAUGUCUAAGGAGUUCAUCGAGGCAGAAAUGAAGCUCUUCAUGGAACAAGCCAAGGACGUUGAUAUCAUCAUCACUACCGCUUUGAUUCCCGGAAAGCCUGCUCCUAAGCUCAUUACCAAGGAAAUGGUCGAGGCCAUGAAACCAGGCUCUGUGAUUGUUGAUCUUGCCGCUGAGGCAGGCGGCAAUUGCGAAGCUACAGUCCCUGGUGAAUUGAGUCGCUACAAGGACGUCACUAUCAUCGGCUACACGGAUCUUCCCUCUCGUCUCCCUACCCAGUCUUCGACACUGUACUCGAACAACAUCACCAAGUACCUUCUCUCCAUGGCUCCCCAGGAGAAGUCCUUUGGCAUCGACUUCAAAGAUGAAGUUGUGCGAGGAUCAAUCGUGACGCUCAACGGUGAAAUCAUUCCACCUGCCGCCCCGCCUGCUCCCCCUCCAGCUCCAAAGCCCGAAGCUCAAGCUGCAGCCAAGAAGGAGGAAGUGGCCUUGACACCCUGGCAACAGACAACCCGUGAUGUGACCGCCGUCACCGGUGCUAUGGGUACAACCCUCGCAUUGGGCAAAGCCACCGGUCCAAUCUUCAUGGGCAACAUGAUGACCUUCGGUCUUGCCGGUCUGGUGGGCUACCGUGCAGUCUGGGGCGUCGCCCCUGCACUCCACUCUCCCCUGAUGAGUGUCACUAAUGCGAUCUCUGGUAUGGUUGGAAUUGGUGGACUGUUCAUUAUGGGUGGUGGCUACACACCCACUACAAUUCCCGAGUAUCUUGGUGCUGCUUCGGUGCUUCUGGCUUUCGUGAAUGUUUCCGGUGGCUUUGUUGUCACGAAGCGCAUGCUGGAUAUGUUCAAACGCCCAACCGAUCCCCCUGAGUACCCCUGGUUGUACGCUGUUCCUGCCGUUGUCUUCGGCGGUGGCUUCAUCGCCGCCGCUAGCACCGGCAUGGCUGGUUUGGUGCAAGCCGGCUACCUGGUCAGCUCACUUCUUUGCAUGGGCUCAAUCUCAAGCUUGGCCUCCCAGCAAACUGCUCGUCGGGGUAACAUUUUCGGGAUUCUCGGUGUUAUCUCUGGUAUCCUGGCUUCCUUGGCUGCGGUGGGCUUCACACCCGAAACCCUCACGCAAUUCUCGGCUGUUGCUGGCACCGGUGCCAUCGUUGGUGGUUUGAUCGGUCGUCGAAUCACACCCACUGGUCUUCCCCAGACUGUCGCCGCUCUCCACUCCGUGGUCGGACUGGCUGCCGUCCUCACUAGCGCUGGCAGUGUGAUGGCUGACAUCGGCGAUAUCACAACCCUUCACCUGACGACAGCAUACCUGGGUGUUCUCAUCGGUGGUGUCACAUUUACCGGCUCAAUCGUUGCAUUCAUGAAACUGGCAGGCCGUAUGUCCUCCAAGCCAACAAUCUUACCCGGACGCCAUGUCAUCAACUCCACUCUAUUGGGUGGAAAUGUUGCAACCAUGGGCGCAUUCCUCACCAUGGCACCGGGAAGCCCUGCUAUCGCGGCCGCCUGUCUGGGUACCAGUACUGUCCUCAGUUUCCUCAAAGGAUAUACCACAACAGCCGCCAUCGGUGGUGCCGACAUGCCAGUCGUCAUCACCGUAUUGAACGCUUACUCCGGAUUUGCCCUGGUGGCAGAAGGCCUAAUGCUCGAUAAUCCCCUUUUAACCAGUGUUGGAUCCCUAAUUGGAGUCAGCGGCUCUAUUCUUUCCUACAUCAUGUGUGUCAACAUGAACAGAUCUCUCACCAACGUUCUUUUUGGUGGUAUCUCGAGCCCAGCAGCCGAGAACCAAAAGAAAAUCGAGGGCGAAAUCACGCAGACCAGUAUUGAUGACACCGUGGAAUCACUCUCCAGUGCCGAGAACGUCAUCAUCGUCGUCGGUUAUGGUAUGGCCGUUGCGAAGGCUCAAUAUGCUCUAUCUGAGAUUGUUGGGCUUUUGCGGGCCCGUGGUGUCAAUGUGAGAUUCGCCAUUCACCCAGUUGCUGGCAGAAUGCCUGGUCAAUGUAAUGUUCUGCUUGCCGAGGCUUCAGUGCCAUACGAUAUCGUUUUGGAGAUGGAGGAAAUCAAUGAAGACUUCUCUGACACCGAUGUCACGCUCGUCAUUGGCGCCAACGAUACUGUCAACCCUAUCGCUAUGGAGCCUGAUUCCGCCAUCUCCGGUAUGCCUGUGCUCCACGCCUGGAAGAGUAAGGAGGUUAUAGUGAUGAAGCGCGGCAUGUCCAGUGGAUACGCGGACGUGCCAAACCCGAUGUUCUUCAUGCCUGGUACACGGAUGCUGUUCGGAGAUGCUAAGACUUCUUGCGAUGGUAUGAUUUAUUCCCCGGUAUUGAAUAUGGCGUGCACUAACAUGAAUCCCCAGCUAUAA
Molecule: messenger RNA, 3252 nt
Organism: Penicillium olsonii
Lineage: Eukaryota; Fungi; Ascomycota; Eurotiomycetes; Eurotiales; Aspergillaceae
Source: the annotation of a GenBank genome assembly